Corvus hawaiiensis (hawaiian crow) is the source of this 1461-nucleotide messenger RNA. Its product is annotated as smad nuclear interacting protein 1-like. Gene Ontology annotation, biological process: miRNA processing. Gene Ontology annotation, molecular function: protein binding; mRNA binding. The record is from RefSeq and is a predicted model, not a curated record. Lineage: Eukaryota; Metazoa; Chordata; Aves; Passeriformes; Corvidae. Gene Ontology annotation, cellular component: nucleus.
AUGGCGGAGGCGGUCGGGACGGAACGGCCACCGGGGCCAGCGAGCCCAGCGGGGCCAGCGAGCCCAGCGGGGCCAGCGAGCCCACCGGGGCCAGCGGGGCCACCGAGCCCACCGGAGCCACCGAGCCCACCGGGGCACCGAGCCCACCGGGGCCAGCGGGGCCACCGAGCCCACCAGAGCCACCGAGCCCACCGGGGCACCGAGCCCACCGGGGCCAGCGGGGCCACCGAGCCCACCAGAGCCACCGAGCCCACCGGGGCACCGAGCCCACCGGGGCCACCGGGGCACCGAGCCCACCGGGGCCACCGAGCCCACCAGGGCCAGCGGGGCCACCGAGCCCACUGGGGCCACCGAGGCCACCGAGCCCAGCCGCUGCCGGCACUGCCAGGGCCGCCACUGCUCCCGAUGUGUUCCCGAGUGUCACAUCCACGCGGCCGUUUCGGUGCCACGGGGAGCGGGAGAUGGAGCGGGGCCGGCCGGGAGCGGCUUCUCGUGCCCGGCGCCCCGCAUGAGGACACGGCCGAGAGCCGCGGCAGCGGGGCACCCCGGCGGAGGAGCCGCUCCGGGCGGAGGAGCCGCUCCCGGCGGAGGAGCCGCAGCCGCACCGGCGCCGUGAGGGCGAAGCAGGAGCGAGAGCAUCACUGUGGCAAGGGGAACGAGGAGCGGAACCAGAGACGCCUGUCAGAGCAGGAGCGGCGGCGGUGCGGCAGCGGUGACCGGGACAGGCACAGGGAGCACUCGGACCGAAAGAACCCCAGUGACGGGCCGGGAGCUCGCGGCCAUGAGCGGGACAUGCAGAGCCUGCCGGAGCAGCAGGCAGAGAGGGAGCUCUGCAGUGAGAGAAGGCGAGAGCACCGGCAGGGCACCGAGGGCAGCGGCGACCAGUCCGAGAGCAAACCCAAAGGAAAAGCUGCUGUGAAGAAGGAGAAGCCAAGCUUCGAGCUGUCCGGGGCACUGCUGGAGGACGCCAACACGUUCCGGGGGCUGGUGAUCACGUACAGCGAGCCCCCCGAGGCGCGCAUCCCCCAGACGCGCUGGCGCCUGUACCCCUUCAGGAACGAGGAGCUCCUGCCGGUGCUGCACAUCCACAGGCAGAGCGCGUACCUGCUGGGCCGGCACCGCCGCACUGCCGACAUCCCCAUCGACCAGCCCUCCUGCUCCAGGCAGCACGCCGUCUUCCAGUACCGGCUGCUGGAGUACACCCGAGCUGACGGCACCGCGGGCCGCAGGGUCAGGCCCUACAUCACCGACCUGGGCUCGGGGAGCGGCACCUCCCUCAACAACCAGCGCAUCGAGCCCCAGCGCUACUGCGAACUGAAGGAGAAGGAUGUGCUCAGGUUUGGGUUCAGCAGCAGGGAGUACGUUCUGCUUCAUGAAUCCUCAGAUAAAUCUGAGGCCAGUGCAAAGGACGAUGAUGAGGAUGAGGAGAAAGAGUCUGACAGUUAACAGAUGAGGAAGAAA